UUUUUAUGCCACACAGUGUCCAGAAACCACCAUCUUUAAUAACCCAGCCUCCUCUCGUCUGGCCAUUCCAUAUUCUCCAUCUCCUUUGUGGCAGUGGUAGAGCAGCAGAAUGGCCAGCAGCACCGCACUUUCCGGCGCCAUGAUGAGCACCUCCUUCCUCCGGAAGCAGCCAGCGGGGGGCCUCCGGUCAGUGUCAAACUUCGGCCAGGGCCUGUUCGGGCUGAAGGGCGGCAGCCGUGGCGGGCGAGUGACUGCAAUGGCAACAUACAAAGUGAAACUGAUAACACCAGAGGGAGAGAAGGAAUUCAGCUGCCCAGAUGAUGUGUACGUUCUGGAUCAGGCAGAGGAACAAGGAUUUGAUCUUCCAUACUCAUGCAGGGCAGGAUCUUGCUCUUCUUGCGCAGGGAAAGUGGUAUCAGGGAAGGUGGACCAGUCUGAUAACAGCUUUCUUGAUGAUGAUCAGCUGGAAGAAGGUUGGGUUCUGACUUGUGUUGCUUACCCUCAGUCUGAUAUUGUCAUUGAGACCCACAAGGAGGAGGAACUUGUUAGUUAAAUGAAACAUCUGCAGAUAUAAUUCUUCUACUUCAUCUGUCUUCUUUUUUCCUCUCUUACUAUUGUUUUGUUGAUCCUUUGGCAUUUGUAAUAAGCAUGUGAUACUGGUUUUGGCUUAUAAAUGGUGGUGUUGAAACCACUUUUGAGAUUGCACUAGAGGGUAACCAUGUUUGUAUUCCUUCACAACUUGAAAUUCAAAGACCAAAAGUAAAUAUUUGUGAA
Momordica charantia (bitter melon) is the source of this 774-nucleotide messenger RNA. Its product is annotated as ferredoxin. Gene Ontology annotation, biological process: electron transport chain. Gene Ontology annotation, molecular function: electron transfer activity; 2 iron, 2 sulfur cluster binding. The record is from RefSeq and is a predicted model, not a curated record. Gene Ontology annotation, cellular component: chloroplast stroma. NCBI's taxonomy places the organism in Eukaryota, Viridiplantae, Streptophyta, Magnoliopsida, Cucurbitales, Cucurbitaceae.